AAGCGGUGAAAACAUCCAAACAGUGAGAAUUCGCCUGCGAGUGGCUGAUCUCUUGAUGCCUCCAAAUAAACCACACAGGAGAGUGAGGGGACAUCCGUGCUCUUAUUCGAACCAUGACAUUAAGUUUUUCGUCCUUUUCUAUCAAAGACAUCCUCACCGGAGGUGAUGCCCGAGGGAAGCCCGGUUCCACCGGGACAGAGGAGCUCUGCGCACCGAGGAGCAACAUGUGCCUCGGAGAAGGUGGAACGAGUGAUUUGUGUCAUCAAGACGCGGAUGAGAAGCACAUCCACCCGGAGACACUUUCUCCGGAUGUCAGUGCGUCUGCUGGAACCUUCGGAUCGGAGACCUACACGGAGGAGGCCACAGGAGAGGAGACAGAGCACGAAGGAGCCGCUGCAGACCAGCAGCCCCAGUGUGCGGAUGUAGACAAACUGCAGGAGAGCCAGCUGGACGCAGAGGAGGAGGGAGACCAGCACAGCGGGGAGCCGUUCAGCUGCUCGGCCGGGGAGCAGCGGUGCAGGCCCGGCAUGAAGAAGCGCUCCAGGGCGGCCUUCUCUCACGCACAAGUCCACGAGCUGGAGCGUCGCUUCAGCGCUCAGCGGUACCUUUCAGGCCCCGAGAGGGCCGACCUGGCCGGAGCCCUGAAACUCACAGAAACCCAGGUGAAGAUCUGGUUCCAGAACCGGAGAUAUAAAACCAAACGGCGCCAGAUGGUGGCCGAGCUGGCUGCGUGCAGCUCACCGAAGAAGGUGGCGGUCAAAGUGUUGGUGAGGGACGAUCAGCAGCAUCCGGGCUGUGGAGCGCGCAUCCCCAUGACUGUGCCGCUGUACCAGGGCUACCAGUACUACCCCUACCUGCACUACUACUACCAGCCCUGGAGCUCGGACUGCCUGUCCUGUGGAGGGAUGCUCUGAAGCUCGCUCUGCUCUUUGGCGACUCCAAUGCGAGGUACCUGUUUCCUGGGAGGUUUCUGUGCAACUAAAGGGACAUUUUUUUUGUACUGAAAAUCUUUUCUUGACUCACUUUUGUAUGAUUCUGUUUGGCCCCAGAAAACAAAAGUGAUUUCCAGUUUGGUUAUUGUUUGUCUUAUAAUCAGAUGUGAGCAUUAUGCUAUAGCAUUUACUUCUUUUAACAACAAAACAGUUUGAGACAAACUAAAUGUAGAAACAGGCCUGUUCUGAUGGUAGAAUCAAGGGAGAUAAAUAAUAAAACGUUUGAAAAGUUUUCCUGCAGUGGAAAUUUGUGCAUUUACAAAUCUCUUUUGGGACUGUCAGUAGAUUAGAUUAAUAAUGAGUGCAGAAAACAUUUGAUGUGGUUUUAAUUUUAGAAUGAUUCACAACCAAAAAAGACCCCAAAACAUUAAAACACAAGUGAAAGACUGACUUGUUCAAACAUCUUUCUCUCAUCUGGAUAUUUUUUCAGAAUCAUAUGAUCUACAUAUUCAACUUUUUAAAGGUGAAUCAAAUAUUGAUUUUAUUGUAAGAUUCAUACCUUGUUGUGCAUAAAUUAUUAAAUGUGUGAGGGAGAGGUUAAAAAAAAAAAGAGGGUUAUGUAUUUUAUUUUUUCCAUCAUCUGACACAUCUAAAAUUGCAGCAUAUCCAAAAUGUAUAUUUCAGCAAUAAAAUAAUCACAAGU
Stegastes partitus (bicolor damselfish) is the source of this 1635-nucleotide messenger RNA. RefSeq names its product NK3 homeobox 3 (gene nkx3.3). Gene Ontology annotation, molecular function: DNA-binding transcription factor activity, RNA polymerase II-specific; RNA polymerase II cis-regulatory region sequence-specific DNA binding. Lineage: Eukaryota; Metazoa; Chordata; Actinopteri; Pomacentridae. Gene Ontology annotation, cellular component: nucleus. The coding region runs from base 114 to 914 and encodes 266 amino acids. The record is from RefSeq and is a predicted model, not a curated record. The transcript is spliced from 2 exons. Gene Ontology annotation, biological process: cell differentiation; regulation of transcription by RNA polymerase II.